CUUAUUUCAACACAACGGAGCAAAAGUACGGCAGUUAUUGCAUUUCUUCUGCAGAGCUGAUGAAAGUUGGGGAGUCGCUCAGAGGAGUGUGUGUUUUCCUCCCCGGGAAGAAUCAAUGAUGACUUUCUACCACAGAUUUGCUUUACCGUCCUCUGCUCUGAGCCUCUCCCGACCCCCACUCCUCUACUUGUACGGAGGGGACAGCGGCCCCACUGCCUUGAGCCUUAUGCCGGACCGCCAGGACCCCCCACAGAAGCCACCUUACAGUUACAUCGCGCUUAUCGCUAUGGCCAUCAAGAGUGUGCCGGAUCAGCGUGCAACACUGAGCGGCAUCUACCAGUUCAUCAUGGACCGCUUCCCCUUUUACCUGGAUAACAAGCAGGGCUGGCAGAACUCCAUCCGCCACAACCUUUCCCUGAACGACUGCUUCAUCAAGGUGCCCAGAGAGAAGGGGCGACCCGGGAAAGGCAGCUACUGGACGCUGGACACCAAGUGCUUGAAUAUGUUUGAGAAUGGCAACUACCGGCGGAGAAAGAGGAAGGCAAAGAGUCCGCCGGAUGCUGCAGGACUCAAGAACAACAAAGACUCCAUCAGAGACCAUGUCUCUUCUCAGAAACCCAAAGCGUCCUUGGUGGUGGAGAUGACACUUAGGCAGGACGCAAAGCGAACUGAGACUCAAGCAGACCCCAAAUCGGUUCUGGUCGCGAUCAAUCCCUCUGAGGAACAGCAGAAUCUUCUUACGCACAAACAGAAAGUGUGCCGUGCAGUCAAACCCCCCAGAAGGAAGCUGGACCAGCACAUACCUGAGCCAUCACCGACGCUUGGACGGAUGGAUAACACGUCUCAGCUUUGCUACUCCGCUGCUCUCGAGUCCGGUUUCGGAGCACAUGUUCCCAGAAGGGACAAAUGCAAAGGUUUCAGCAUUGAGAGCAUCCUAGCAAAGUGAAGAACUGCAAGCUGCAUCAAGAACAGGGAUCGUUACAGUACUGAUGUUGGUCCAAAUGUGCUCAUGGACGUCGGACACAUGACUUCAUUUAUCACGCACGAUCCCUGAUAAAGGUCAGCUUUGGAAAUGAAAAAUAUAAUUACACGUAACAGUUUUAACAUUAAGAUACAAUGAGACUUUAGAUGCAAAAGAACCCUCAGUUACUUGGAAAUAUUCUGUUAUAUCACUCAGCUAAAUCAAAAUGUGCUUUUACUUUCACUUUCACGAUAUACAGUGUACAUAUUUCAUUCAAAUAACUUACGACUCGGCUGGUGUGUUUGUUUGUUUUUGUAACACCUUCCGUAUUCAAAUGUAUAUUAAUUA
Molecule: messenger RNA, 1309 nt
Organism: Entelurus aequoreus (snake pipefish)
Lineage: Eukaryota; Metazoa; Chordata; Actinopteri; Syngnathiformes; Syngnathidae
Gene: foxl1
Product: forkhead box L1
Exons: 1
Coding region: 116-946 (276 amino acids)
Biological process (GO): cell differentiation; anatomical structure morphogenesis; regulation of transcription by RNA polymerase II
Molecular function (GO): RNA polymerase II cis-regulatory region sequence-specific DNA binding; DNA-binding transcription factor activity, RNA polymerase II-specific
Source: RefSeq, a predicted model, not a curated record